Messenger RNA from Entelurus aequoreus (snake pipefish), 2059 nucleotides. RefSeq names its product oocyte zinc finger protein XlCOF7.1-like. Gene Ontology annotation, molecular function: RNA polymerase II cis-regulatory region sequence-specific DNA binding; DNA-binding transcription factor activity. The coding region runs from base 204 to 1229 and encodes 341 amino acids. Gene Ontology annotation, biological process: regulation of transcription by RNA polymerase II. The transcript is spliced from 2 exons. Lineage: Eukaryota; Metazoa; Chordata; Actinopteri; Syngnathiformes; Syngnathidae. The record is from RefSeq and is a predicted model, not a curated record.
GUGAUCGAAACCUCGCUAAGCAAACACCAAGAGUGAGUUUAAAUGUGGUUAUUGUGUCAACAUGUGCGGGAGAAGGAUAGCAGAACACGAGGAGGAACUUUGUGGAAGACAAGAGGAGAAGAACGUCAACUACUGGAAGCUCUUUUCAACAAACAUCAACAAACAGCAGACGUCAGUGAAGAACAUCUUCUUGGAACUUCAGGAUGGAGCAGGAGGAACCACAGCCCCCGUGCAUUAAAGAGGAAAAUGAGGAGCCUCCGCCCUGCCAGAUUAAGGACGAAGAGGGCGAGUUACAGCCCUCCCACUUUGAAAGGGAAGCGAAGGAGCCAUAUACCCCCGACAUUAAAGAGGAAGAAGAACCAAAACCCCUUCACAUUAAAGAGGAAGAGGAGGAACACAGCAUCAGUGAGGAGGGAGAGCAUCUUGAAGGACUGGAGGAGUUCCCAGUGACUGGUGUCCCUGUGAAGAGUGAAGAAGAUGAGGUCAAAGGUGAAAGUGAGGAGAAGAGAGAGGCGGAGCCUCCAAGCAGCAGCUCAAGUCAACACAUGACAACAGAAGGUGAUGGUGGAGACUUAGCUCCACUCUCAGAUAGUGACCACACCACGUCUCACUCUUCUGAGGGCGACGACACCCGAGAAGCUUUGAGCACAGAUUGUGAAGCUAAUGCGAGGACUCACUCUGACAACAAACACUCUCCAUGCACUGAAAAGAAGACGGGUAAAAAAGGAUUUACUUGCUCCGUUUGUGGUAAAAACUUUUCCUUUAAGAGUCGUUUGGCCCAACACAUGCGAUGCCACACAGGAGAGAAACCCUUUAAGUGCUCGGUUUGUGGCAACGUCUUCUCCCUAAAGAGCUAUUUGUCUAAGCAUAUGAAAACACACACGGGAGAAAAACCCUUUAGUUGUUCAGUUUGUGGUAAACGGUUCCCUCAGAAGAUAGGAUUUAUAACACACAUGAGAACGCACACGGGAGAAAAACCCUUCAUGUGCUCAGUGUGCGACAAAAGGUUUUCCCGCAAGACAAACAUGAAAUCGCACAUGAAAACGCACACGGGAGAGAAACCCUUCAGAUGCUCCCUUUGCGAUAAAACCUUCUCUCGUAAGGCAAACAUGAAAUCCCACAUGAUCACGCACACGGAGGAGAAACCUUUCAAAUGCUCCCUCUGCGAUAAAAGUUAUUCAUACAAGACGAGUUUAAUACCGCACAUGUUGUCUCACAGCAGAGCGUAAACGUGUCCCGCUUUUAUGAAGACGUCGUGAAAGUGAGGCGUUUGAUGUCAGAUUCUCUCACGACUCCUGAAAAUGUUGCUUUCUUGCUCUCUUCUUCUCUGAAGUUCGUCCAAUGGGGAUUUUGUAACAUUUCAUUUCAGAGUUGCUAAUAUUGUCCAACUUAAACUAAACAAUACGACUACUAUUAGAACGGCAACUAUGUUAUAUAGAGGUGUAACGCUACACAAAAAGUUUGGUUGGGUACGUACCUCGGUUUAGAGGUCACGGUUCGGUUCAUUUUCGGUACAGUAAGAAAACAACAAAAUAUACAUUUUUUAGUUAUUUAUUUACCAAAUGUGUAAACAAUGGCAUAACAUACAUAUACACACAGGGUCCAUUGCCAGGGUUCAUGUGGUCAACAUAUAUCUAAUAAAAACUAAAUAAGGUAAGGCUCAGAAUGGUUUCUUAAAGGCCUAGCGACCACGCAGUCUGAUAGUUUAUAUAUCAAUGAUGAAAUCUUAACAUUGCAACACAUGCCAAUACGGCCGGGUUAACUUAUAAAGUGACAUUUUACAUUUCCCGCUGAACUUCCAGUUGGAAACGUCUAUGUAUGAUGACGUAUGUAUGAUGACGUAUGUAUGAUGACGUAUGUAUGAUGACGUAUAUAUGAUGACGUAUGUGUGAUGACGUAUGUAUGAUGACGUAUGUAUGAUGACGUAUGUGUGAUGACGUAUGUGUGAUGACGUAUGUGUGAUGACGUAUGUGUGAUGACGUAUGUAUGAUGACGUAUGUAUGAUGACGUAUGUAUGAUGACGUAUGUGUGAUGACGUAUGUAUGAUGACUUAUGUAUG